This is a messenger RNA of Symbiodinium sp. CCMP2592, 348 nucleotides long. Lineage: Eukaryota; Dinophyceae; Suessiales; Symbiodiniaceae. The record is from the annotation of a GenBank genome assembly.
AUGCACGUCUUCUAUGCUGGCGAGGUCCCGGCAGCUUUUCGGAGUGAGAUCGAGCACAUGCCUGAAUUCCUUGCCAAGCAUCUGGGCAGGCUUGGCAACGGAACUCGCACCACGAAUUACGAGCGCCUCCUCUACGAGAAGAGGAUCGCUGCACGAUGGUCAGGCAAAGCUACGUUCUCCGAGAUGCUGAUCGUGUUUUACGUUGAUCAGGAGGCUGCAAGUCCACGUGCAUCAAGUCAACCCAGGAUGUCGCCCAAUGCCAUGCCGCAUGGCCAUGCCUAUGUCCCUAUGUGUACGCAGAGCUUCCUGGCGGGACCUGCGCAGUCUAUGGGCCUGGCGAGUUCCUGA